AUGGAUUCGACUAAGACUAAACAUGCUGUUGAAAAAAAGAUUAAAAACAAAGAUGAACAUAUCAAAAACUCUUGGUUCUGCAGAUAUAAUUUACUUAGUGUAACAUUGAUAGCAUUUGGAAUAUCAUCGUUAUUGUUUCUCCCAGACUAUAUUCAUAAGCAAAUGAUGUUUAAUCUUGAACUACGUCCAGAUUCACGUACAUUUAGUGAGUGGAAAAAACCAACAGUUCAACUUUAUCUCGAUGUUUAUAUAUUUAAUUGGACUAAUCCAGAAGAUAUUAAAAAUGCAUCAACAAAACCAAUCCUUCAUCAACUUGGCCCAUAUCGUUUCCGCGAUUAUCCUGAUAAGCAUAACAUUACAUUUCAUGAAAACUCGACAGUAAGCUAUAAGAAAUCGAAUAUUUACUAUUUUGUGCCAGAAAUGAGCAAUGGAACGAUGGAUGAUGUAAUUUCAGGUGUAAAUUUACUUGCAUUGGGUGCUGGACAUUCGUCAAGAUAUUGGAAUGCAUUUAAACAAUAUGGUGUGUCUACAUCACUUAAUACUUUUGGUCAAAAAAUACAUGUAGUAAAAAGUGCUCGUGAAAUGUUAUUUGAUGGCUAUGCAGAUCCUUUAAUGACAAUUGGUUCUUGGUUUUCAAGUGAUGCUGCUGAUUUUGACACAGUUGGAUAUAUGGUCAAGAAAAAUGCAACAGAUCGUUUGACUGGAAAGUACACAGUACAUACAGGCGUUGGAAAUAUUUCUGAACUUGGAAAGAUUAAAAAGUACAAUGACAAAUCUUUUUUUCCACACUAUCAAGGAGAGUGUAGGAAGCUCAAGGGAUCACCGGGUGAAUUCUAUCCUCCUGGACGACAAAACAAAGAAGACACAAUGUUUUUAUUUACACCUGAAAUGUGCAGAAGUCUUCCAUACGAAUAUGAUUAUGAUAAAACUAUUCAUGGAUUAACAGGCAAUCGAUAUACUCUAGGACAGCGAGCAGUAGACAAUGGACAGCUUUAUAACGAAAAUAAAUGUUAUUUCCAACAUGAAAUGUCUUCUGGAGUUUGGAACAUGUCAGCAUGUGCCUUCAAUAAUCCAAUUUUCAUGUCAUAUCCACAUUUUUAUAUGGCUGAUCAAAGUUAUAUUGAUGCCGUUGAAGGACUUUCACCACAACAAGAGUUACACGAGUCGUACAUGACACUUGAUGAAAAAUUAUCAAUAACAUUAGAAACAACUGCAAGAUUUCAAACAAAUGUUAUGCUUGAUCAAUUCGGUUCCAUUUCACUUUACAAGAAUGUUCCAAAAAUUCUGAUGCCAUUAUUUUUCAUCGAACAUAAAUUUAUCAUCGGCGAAAGUGACGCAAGUCAAUUGUAUUAUGGAUUACUCAUAUUUAAUCUCAGUAAAUACGCUGGAUUUGUUUUAAUUUUCUUGGGAACAUUCCUCCUAAUUUGCAGAAGACUAAAAUGUUGCAAUAAGGGACCUGUGAUUGAAAAAAAUCUACCAGAAGCGUGUGCACUCGUAAUUAAAGAAAAUACUGUUUAA
Molecule: messenger RNA, 1518 nt
Organism: Chironomus riparius
Lineage: Eukaryota; Metazoa; Arthropoda; Insecta; Diptera; Chironomidae
Source: the annotation of a GenBank genome assembly